GUCUAUAUAAAGCCGCUAGGGCAAAUUUUUGCUUCCCUUACGUCUACCUCCAAAACCCUAGAGAGCGGCCGCGGGGAGCUCUAGCGAGCCAGAGGCAGAGACCUUCGUGUUCGGAUCCUUCGAAGAAGACAAUGGCACCGAAGAAGGACAAGGCUCCUCCGCCCGCUUCGAAGCCUGCCAAGUCCGGCGGCGGCAAGCAGAAGAAGAAGAAGUGGAGCAAGGGCAAGCAAAAGGAAAAGGUGAACAACAUGGUGCUUUUCGAUCAGGGGAGCUAUGAUAAGCUUCUAACUGAGGUGCCCAAGUACAAGCUCAUCACUCCAUCUAUCUUGUCUGACAGAUUGAGGAUUAAUGGAUCUCUUGCUAGGAGGGCAAUCAAAGAUUUAAUGGCUCGGGGCUCCAUCAGGAUGAUCUCUGCUCACUCCAGCCAGCAGAUUUACACACGAGCAACCAAUACUUGAUGUAUCCCAGCAAAUGGUCCUCUCCUAGUUGGCUUCACUUAUUUUUUUUGAGGAGUUUUUGCGUCUUUUGUUUUUCAUUCAAGUUUUUGGUGAACAGUGACCGUAAUUUUCUUUGUUUCUAGACAUUAGGCAAUUUGAAUUGAAAAGGAACUCUUUCAUGUGCUGUUAUUGCUA
Molecule: messenger RNA, 632 nt
Organism: Nymphaea colorata (pocket water lily)
Lineage: Eukaryota; Viridiplantae; Streptophyta; Magnoliopsida; Nymphaeales; Nymphaeaceae
Product: 40S ribosomal protein S25-2
Exons: 4
Coding region: 132-458 (108 amino acids)
Cellular component (GO): cytosolic small ribosomal subunit
Molecular function (GO): structural constituent of ribosome
Source: RefSeq, a predicted model, not a curated record